Messenger RNA from Bombyx mori (domestic silkworm), 1706 nucleotides. Its product is annotated as transcription initiation factor TFIID subunit 7. The transcript has a single exon. Lineage: Eukaryota; Metazoa; Arthropoda; Insecta; Lepidoptera; Bombycidae. Bases 1 to 1161 code for a protein of 386 amino acids. Gene Ontology annotation, cellular component: transcription factor TFIID complex. Gene Ontology annotation, molecular function: RNA polymerase II general transcription initiation factor activity. Gene Ontology annotation, biological process: RNA polymerase II preinitiation complex assembly; transcription initiation at RNA polymerase II promoter. The record is from RefSeq and is a predicted model, not a curated record.
AUGAAUAAAGACAAACGAGAACUAGAAUAUCCGGCUGAAUUAGAGUCACAGUUCAUACUUAAGCUUCCUGAACAUCCUGCUAAAAUACUACGAGAAUUGUUAAAGUCAGGUGAGAAUUUGAAAAAUCGUCUUACCAUACAGAUUGAUAAUGAUAUGCGGCGUGGAGAGGUACGCUUGGAUCAUUGGUUGAUGCAUGCUAAAAUAAUUGACCUUCCAACUAUUGUCGAGUCCUUGAAAACUAUUGAUGGUAAAAGUUUCUAUAAAACAGCAGAUAUUUGUCAAAUGAUGAUUUGCAAAGAUGGACCAGACCAACCAAUAGCUGAAGAAGAAAUACCAACAAAAAAUAAAAAAAAGGAUCCUUAUAAGGUAGAUAAAAAGUAUUUGUGGCCCCAUGGUGUAACUCCACCAACUAAGAAUGUUCGUAAACGCAGAUUUCGAAAAACUCUAAAGAAGAAGUUUGUUGAAGCACCAGAAAUAGAAAAAGAAGUUAAGAGGCUACUCAGAGCUGAUAAUGAAGCUAUCAGUUUCACUUGGGAAGUUAUCAAAGAAGAAGAUGAAUCGAACAAGCCUGAACCAACCACAUCAAAAAAUACAAAACCUGAAAAAAAGUCAAAAACUAAACGAGGCUCUAAACGAGAAUUAACAUUGCAUGCCACUAAACCAGAGUCAUCAAACAUUGUUGAUAUAUUUGGAGGGGGUGUGAGCGAUAGUGAUUUUGAAGAUGAAACUGUUAAUGUUGAUUUGCAAAACAGUCGUCUAUCAGUUUGUGACAGUCGUCUUUCUGGCAAUAGCACGAAUCAAAGUUUGGGUGAAUCACUAACUAAAUCAUCAGCCUUACCCAUUGAGUUUGGAUCUCAUAUGUUCCAAUCAUCCCAGGGAGUAUCAUCAACUUCUGAUGCAAAGUGUGAUCUCUCAUCUGAAGAUGAUGGUGAAUUUAGCAAUGAAAAAGAUGAUAUGGCUUUGAGAAUUAAUCAACUUAAAUUGGAAGUGGAUGAACUGAAACAACGCCGACAGAAGAUCAAACUUGAAAUUUCAGGAAUAGAAAACUUAGCUCUACGUCAAAGAUUUCAAGAUAACCUACACACUCUCAAUCAAGAUAUAAUGUAUAAAGAAAUGGAAUACCAGGGUCUUCUUACUCUGCAAAACUCUGAGGAUAUUUAAAAUGCAGAUAUAGCAGAAAUGUACUAUUUUUAAAAUAGUAAAAAUUGAGUUUUAUUGAUUCAAUUUGGAUAUUUUUCAUUAAUUCUUUUCAAGAGUUAUAUUAUUGAUUACUUAAUUUAAGUGAAUUUAUUUGUUGUACUGUUUUAAUUGAUUAUACUGGGAGUAAGGGAACCACUUUCGUAAAUUAUGACAGUAGAAACUAAAAAGUAUACAUGGACUAAAUGAAAAUUGUUAUAAAAUUGUGUAUUUCACUAAUUAUUGCACUUCAUGCAAUGCUACUUGUGAAUCUGAAGAGCAAGCUACUGUCAAGUCGAAUGUCAAUAACAUGAGUAAAAGCAAUAGCAAGUUUAUAUAUUGACAUGAUUAAUUACUGUUUUAACUUCGAGAAUGAUUACUUAACACUUUUGAAUUCAGGGUAAAAAUAAAAAAAAAUUAUAGAUUUAAUUUAUAAUAAAAAUUAUCUGUAUGUGAAAUAAUUGAUAAUGUAUAGCAAGUAGCUAAACCUAACAUUCCAAUUAGAAACUGAUUGGUGAAAGUACAUUAAA